Messenger RNA from Dibothriocephalus latus, 384 nucleotides. NCBI's taxonomy places the organism in Eukaryota, Metazoa, Platyhelminthes, Cestoda, Diphyllobothriidea, Diphyllobothriidae. The record is from the annotation of a GenBank genome assembly.
GGGGACCGCGACUCACAAACUAGUAGUGAUGGAGGCAACGUGGAGGAUAUGCUACUAAGUAUGUUGGAUGAGCGUGAUCGUCUCAUGGUGGCCCUCAGGGAGGCUCGGGAGGAAGUACAGUUGACCCGGACGCGUCUUGCUGAGGUAGAACGAGAACGCGAUGCACUGCAGGCCCAAAUUGCAAGUACCAUCCCUAAGGAUUUAGCAGAGUGCAUCAAAGAACUGACCAAGGCGAAGGAGGAAUUGAAGCAACGCAUGGAUGAAAUUCUCGAAUUAAAAGCUGAAAGAAACAACACUCGUGUGAGUAAGCUCUUUUUAUUUCAAAUGCGUUUUUGGUUCGCCUUUAAUAAUCCCUCUCCUCCGCCUCUUCAAAAGCGCUUGUGA